CUAGCUGCCUCAUCCCGCAAGCAAGGGUGCACUGGAAGCUUACCAUUGAAUUGUCGGGACUCUAUUGUUUUUUUUUUUUGCGCUUUAUUGGUCAAGCAAGGGCGAAAUUUCUUGUUUGCACAAAUAGUACUGUCUGGGUUAUUAGCUUCUGCAUUUGGAAUUCAUUUAUGCAAACAGUGCUAAUGAUAAAAAGGCUUAAAGAGCCUAUCGCCGAAAAGAGGAAACUACGCGGACUUAAGUUACACUGAACAAUCGUGUGGAAAAGCCGGCAGAGAUAACAUUGGUGAUUACAGUCUUCGAAGUCUUGUCAUGAGAACGACAUGUAAAAUGCCUGAGUUAAGAAAUUGGUGCCAUCCAUAGUUCCACGAAAAAAAAAGGGGCUAAGAAGAAGAGGAACUGGUGGAUUCUAGCAACAUUCGACGCCAGAGUGAGAGGAAAAGACUGCUAAUCAACUGCGCAAAGCAGUCCUGAUUCAAAACCAGCACUGUAAAAUUGGUUUCAAUCUAAAGCCAUAAAGAUGAACAAUUCGAGUGUUGCGCUAGCAUGCAGGAACAUUUCUGGGAUAAUACGAUGUAGGAAACCUGGGCCAGGAAGUUUCCCGCCAGAAAUCCAAGACCUUCUUAAGCUCGACGCAAACUUAAAGCCUAUCUUUACAGGAUUGACAUUCAGCUGCAUAGCAAUAGCACUUCUUGGCAACAUGCUGAUAAUACUGACUAUUCUACGGGACAAGAGAAUUCGCGGGAUGGCGCACAUAUUCCUUCUUAACAUCGCCGUCUCGGAUAUUCUCUACAGCGUGGUCAAUCUAGCAGGCGCCAUUCUUAGCCAUGCAAUGACGCCCCAAGCGCUCAAAGCUAACAACUGUUUAAUCCACAAACCCUUGGUUACCGCCAGGUUUGUUUGCUACGCUGCAUCGGUGUUUUCUAUCGCUACCCUGAGCGUGGAGCGCUGGUACGCCAUCUGUCAGCCGUUUGCAGCCGCGCGUAAGACGGUGCAGAAGAAAAAGCUAAAAAUACUCAUCUUCGCCGUAAUUUGGAUUCUGUCGUUUGCUGUGGCGUUCCCGCUUGCCCUCUGUGAGACUGGACAUGAGAAAGUUCACGCCAUUGUACUGGCGUCAACCCUACUUGUUCUGCCCUCCCUGAUAAUUCUUUUCGCCAAUGGAAUGAUCAUUCUCUCCAUUAAGAACGCAGAUAUCUUUGAAGUUAGUGAGCAUGGGAAUGAAGGCAGGAGAAAAAGGGAUAGCUUACUGAAACUCUUGGUCGCCAUAAUAAUCAGUUUUAUUGUUUUCUGGUUGCCUUACAACGUGUUGUACCUGUACCUGCAGUUUGCCUCCAGACCUCCCUUAGUCACAGUCAUCAAGCUAGGAAUAAUCUCCAGAGCAGUUACCGUCACUUCGUAUUUUCAUCCCGCGCUUAAUGCAUUUCUUUAUUAUGGGUUUUGUAAGGAUUUCCGCCGUGGUUUGAGAGAUUUGAUCAGGAAGUCGGGAAUUUGUCUGUAAAGCGUCUAAUCACAUAAAACCACGACAAAACCCGCUAACCUAACGAUCGGAAGAUGUCAAUAAACCUACGGUCUUCAUGGUUGAUUAAAACCUAGGUCUGUCCCUCCUAGAAAUAUCCUUUUGUAUUGAAAACACUUAAUCUAAAAAAGAAACUCAUUUAACAAACGAAAAACAACUCAUUUAAGGAAGUGUAUCUAGAAUAAUGGACUAUUCGUGAUCAUUUUGCUGAACAGAAUAAAAUGGAGAUUUAGUUGAAAUUUCAAUCUUAUUAUUAAAUCAAAAGGUUUAUCUAAUAUUUCCAUAUUUAAUCAAGGUAGUUACACUGUAAAACGUAAGUGUAUUCAUUUUAAACAACAAUAAAAUAGGAAAUUGUAGAGAACGAGAGUAGGUAGCGAUUUCAAAGAAAACUUACAUCCUUUCGUUUAGUGGUUUAACUGGAUUGUGCUAAAAUUACUAUUUAUCAGGAAUUCGGAUAUCAUAUAUAUUAGAUACUGUACGACGAUGUUACGUCGCGGGAGGCACGUGUCCCGGGGACUCUGCAAAUGGCUUGUUAUGGUCAUUUGCGCAUAGCUCUUUCUCUUGUUUUUUUUUUUUUUCAUUAGAAUUUAAUUCAAUAUAAUGGUUGUUAUUACGUAUCCUGAUUCGCAAGUUUCUGUAAAAACAUAAGUGUAUAAAAGGAUUGUAAGAACUUGUGCAAUAAAUGUUAAUGUUAGUUUU
Messenger RNA from Nematostella vectensis (starlet sea anemone), 2212 nucleotides. Its product is annotated as neuropeptide FF receptor 1. Lineage: Eukaryota; Metazoa; Cnidaria; Anthozoa; Actiniaria; Edwardsiidae. The transcript has 2 exons. Gene Ontology annotation, molecular function: G protein-coupled receptor activity. Gene Ontology annotation, biological process: G protein-coupled receptor signaling pathway. Gene Ontology annotation, cellular component: membrane. The coding region runs from base 518 to 1495 and encodes 325 amino acids. The record is from RefSeq and is a predicted model, not a curated record.